CUUCCAAAAUGCAGAACUUCUUCAAAAUGGGAGGAUAUCACAUACAUGAUUAAGAACACUGCUGCUAACCCACUCAAGCAAGAUAUUUUCAUUUGUUCAGUUUACAUGAUCACUACCUACUAGAAGAGCACUGAGAGUAGAUUAAACAACUGAAGCCCAUUUAUGAGUGUCCUAGCUAAGUUUAACACAAUGCCAGUCAGAUUCCUGAGUCCAAAGAUCAGCACAACUUCUACGAUGUGUGGAAUGGUCUUCUACCUGAUCUGAAUAGAUUCAAAGAUGCAUGUUUAGACCUCAGAAGCAAGUCAUCUCCCAAUAAUACUAAUCUUCCAUCUGCUAUUUUCAAAAUUUCCUCCAUUAAAAAUCGGGAGAAUAUAUUUUACUCCAUUUGUAAUAAAGGAAAGUUAACUUUUUAGUUAAUCUAGUCUCUUAAUUAACCAUCAAAGAAUAUACCAUUGAUAUUACCUUCAUGCAUUAUGGGCUGGUGCUUGUAUCUUGAUUACAAAUGGUCAGCUACAGAUUAACUUUCGUUAUGCCUCAUAGUAGGAUGAUUAAAAUAUCUCAGAUUGGUACCAUAUACUCUGAACUUUAUAUCAUUGCGUUAAAAGUUUCACCUAAAAACUUGAAUAUCCGACUUAUUUUGCUUGAUCCGAACAAACUAAAAGAAACUACCAGUAGUGGAACCUUGUCCAGUUCCAGUCAGACGCUAAAGAUCUCCUAAAUAUUCUCUUCGAAAGUAACCUGAGGAAGGACCACAAAAAGCAGCUCUAUUUCAGGCUGUUUCAGGAGUCAAGAAAGGAAUUAGGCUCAAAGAAGGGGACAUUCCCUCAGGAACAAAAUAAGCACAAUCCAGGGAUAUUUUCAAGGUAGAAAUAAUAUACUCUCUAAGGCAAGAACUCUAAAGCUUCAUUGGUUAGGCUAGCCAGAAGAACUGUCAGAUCCAGGGCGUACAAGAAGAGCAGAAGCAGAU
Moneuplotes crassus is the source of this 967-nucleotide messenger RNA. NCBI's taxonomy places the organism in Eukaryota, Ciliophora, Spirotrichea, Euplotida, Euplotidae. The record is from the annotation of a GenBank genome assembly.